UCGUCGUUACCAUGGAAACCCUGCUACAAAUGUUGUGCUGUGCGACGCUAAAGCCGAUCUCAUUGAGUUAAACAGACGAAAUACAACAGUUUCAAACGGGCUAAGUGUUUGUUAUUGUCUACCCUUUAUAUCAAAGCUAUAAAUGUCACCAAACAAAGAUAUAAAAUUUCCACCUUUAACACCGUCACAAAAAACAAGACUUACAUAUAAAUACGAUCUACAAAGUUACACAGCCCAGACAUCAGAGGAAGGACAUGAAGAGGAAAAUGCUGGUGGUGUAUCUGUCCAACCAUGUGCAACGAGAAAGUGCUGGACAGGAGGCAGUUACUUUUAUGCAGGGCCAGACAGAAAGCCACAACUUCUGAUGCAGAUGGAGAACUAUGUGAGCAAGGAGCUCCAUACUAUCGACCCACAUGAGCCGAAAUUUCAGGAGCUGAAACUUCAGGUCUACCGCAAUGCAUUUGAAUGUUUCAUCACUGCCUUCAAAACUUACCAACCCCUUCUGUCUGCCAUUAAAAAGGAAUAUGAAAACACCUUUGUUCAUCAGGGAGAACAAAUCAAAAAGCUGGAACCACUGCAGUCCCAUCUGAGGCUGGUGACAGAGGAAUGUGACAGAAAGAUUCAAGCUCGCUGGGCAGAGGAGCAGGCUGAGAUUGCUGCCUUGAAAAUGGAGAAGCAGAAGCUAAAGGAGGAGAUUGAAGCCAUGAGAAAGAGAGAGAAGACAGUGCAGGCAGUGGUGGAUCAUCUGCAGUCAGAACUGUCUGACCAGUAUCUGCAGUACCGGGAGGAGCGUGAUGCUCGCAGGUUGCUGAUUUGGCAGCUCAAUGACAUGACAAGAAGUAGUGUGAAGGAGCAGCGUUCUGCAGACAAAAGUACAGAUUGGAAGGAUCCUGUGGAACUGCAGCUCGCUCUAAAGGUGUGUCGAGAAGACCUGAGGAAAGCCCAGGAGGAACUGAACAGGAUGAACGCAGAGUACUGGGGUGUUGUGCCCCAGUGUGACUGGGACGCCCUUGAACAGAAACACCAACGGACCGAGCUACAGUUGAAGACACUCCAGGAUGACUUUGAUCAGUUAAAGAGUGAGUAUGACACACUGCUGGAACUCCACAGAAGAGGCAGCAUGCAGGCCAAGACACACGUCUCAACCUCUGUCCAGACUGAUGAGAGUGGGUCCCAGCAGCAAAGCCACAUUCAGUCCCAGCAACAAGAGGAACCAGUCAUUUCUGGCGCCCCUGAGAGCAACAUGUUCCCUGUCCAUGAGUCUAGGGAGGCCCAGAGGACAACAUAUUUUGGAGAGGAAACUGAUCCACAUGUGGCCUCAUCUCAAGGUGAAGCAGGCAACAGUGGUGAUCCCAUCUCCUCUUAGAGCCUGCGUUUAGCGGCUGGGGUGUCAAGUUUGAGCCUUGAUGUAAUUCACAACAUGUGAUCAAAAUUGUGAAGAUGCUGAAUUAAAUAUUAGAAAUUGUGGCCGUUGGGACCACCUGUGAGUUUCCAAGCUUUACCUUCAGUUCGUUGACAAUUCAGCGGAAAAUGUACCAUCAAAUCUUAAAACCACUUUCCUAACAGUGAGUGAAAUACUUGUAUAGUAUUCAUUCUGUAUUACAACAGUUCAAUGAUCUUAUUCAUCUUAUUCACACAAAUGUAAAACACCUCCUUUGUUCUGGGGAAAAUUAAAGCCUUGUAAAAUCAG
Molecule: messenger RNA, 1690 nt
Organism: Neolamprologus brichardi
Lineage: Eukaryota; Metazoa; Chordata; Actinopteri; Cichliformes; Cichlidae
Gene: tsnaxip1
Product: translin-associated factor X interacting protein 1
Cellular component (GO): cytoplasm
Source: RefSeq, a predicted model, not a curated record